UUUUUUUUUUUACUUGCGAUACAAUGUCAUCCAUUUACAAAAAACAAGAAACUGAUUCAAGCGCUGAUAUUGAUUGGUUAGAAAAAGCCAUCGUAGAAGAACAUAUUAAAUUUUAUGAUUAUUCUCAUUUUAAUAAUAUACAAGAAAUUAGUAUCGGUUCUGUAGGAAAUAUCUUUCGUGCAAAUUGGAAAGAUUCUGAUACUGUAUUAGUUUUAAAAUCAUCAUAUAAAUUAACCGUUCAAGAAAUUGUAAAUGAGUUGAAAAUACAACGUGAGGUGGAUUUUCAUACAAAUAUUUUACGAUUUUAUGGAAUCUCUAAAUUGAGAACCGGAUUAAUUCAUCAAAUGAAUAAGUAUUUGUUGAUCAUGGAAUAUGCUGAUGGCGGCACGUUACAUAGUUAUUUGAUUGAAAAUUUUAAUAGACUUGAUUGGAAUGAUAAAUUACGUUUAGCAAUACAACUUGCAAACGCUAUAUCAUGUAUUCAUAAUGAAGAUAUCGUUCAUGGAGAUUUGAAUUCUUAUAAUAUACUCGUACAUCAGAAUAAUAUCAAGUUAACAAAUUUUGGAUUAUCAAGAAAAAUAACCGAAGAUUCACAUUAUGAUGAGAUUUUUACAAAUAAAUUGGGUAUUAUUCCUUAUAUGGAUCCUCAAAGUUUAUAUAGUAUGUAUAAACUUCAAGAAGAAAUUAAACCUUACGAAUUGAAUAGUAAAUCGGAUAUUUAUAGUUUGGGUGUUAUUUUAUGGCAAAUUUCAAGUUGUCGUAGACCUUUUUAUCCUGAAGGUAUAGAAUAUGAUAUAGAUUUAGUUAAAGAAAUUAAAAAAGGUAAAAGGGAAGAAAUUGUUGAAGAUACUCCGGUUAAAUAUAGUAAUUUGUAUACAGCUUGUUGGGUGGAUGAUCCUGAUAAACGUCCUAAUAUAUAUGAUAUUGUUUUAUCUCUUAAAGAAUUAGAAACCGAAUAGUUAAAUUCUUUGUUGAUUCAUUUUAGAAUUAUUAGAAUAUAUUUCUUUUUUUUUUUCCUUUCUUUUUUUGUUUUGUUUUUGGAGAUAAAGUAUUUGAAUAAAUCUAUUACAUGUUUGAA
Rhizophagus irregularis DAOM 181602=DAOM 197198 is the source of this 1078-nucleotide messenger RNA. RefSeq lists its product as uncharacterized. The record is from RefSeq and is a predicted model, not a curated record. NCBI's taxonomy places the organism in Eukaryota, Fungi, Glomeromycota, Glomeromycetes, Glomerales, Glomeraceae. Gene Ontology annotation, molecular function: ATP binding; protein kinase activity. Gene Ontology annotation, cellular component: cytoplasm. Gene Ontology annotation, biological process: protein phosphorylation; signal transduction.